Fusarium coffeatum is the source of this 1464-nucleotide messenger RNA. RefSeq lists its product as uncharacterized. The transcript has a single exon. Gene Ontology annotation, cellular component: cytoplasm. NCBI's taxonomy places the organism in Eukaryota, Fungi, Ascomycota, Sordariomycetes, Hypocreales, Nectriaceae. Gene Ontology annotation, biological process: 'de novo' NAD+ biosynthetic process from L-tryptophan. Bases 1 to 1464 code for a protein of 487 amino acids. Gene Ontology annotation, molecular function: heme binding; metal ion binding; indoleamine 2,3-dioxygenase activity. The record is from RefSeq and is a predicted model, not a curated record.
AUGCUUCCUUCUAUUCCUGUGCUGGCCGAGUAUGGCAUCUCUCCUACCCACGGCUUCCUUCCGGACACUCUACCAUUAACUCGCCUACCGGAUCCUUACUACAACAAAUGGGAGGCUAUCGCCGCCAACCUUCAGGCCCUCAUUCUCAGUCGCAGGUUGCGUGGUGUUAUUGACAGACUACCAAUUCUCUCUACAAUCGGCCUCGAACAUGAGGCCGAGUGGCGCCGCGCCUAUUCGCUACUAGGCUUUAUGGCCCACGGAUACAUCUGGGGAGGUGAUUCACCAUCAGACCGCCUACCAGCGUCUAUCUCAGUUCCCUUUCUGGAGAUCUCAGCACACCUAGAAGUACCGCCAGUCGCCACCUAUGCCGCUGUCUGUCUCUGGAACUUUAAACCGCUCUUCGUUGACGAGGACAUUGAUAACCUCGAGAACCUCGCCACUCUCAACACAUACACCGGCGCCCUCGAUGAAUCAUGGUUCUAUCUUGUGUCGGUGGCUAUUGAGGCUCGCGGAGCCCCAAUUAUUCCUCUUAUGUUGACGGCUAUCGCAGCUGCCCGCCAUGGAGAUACCGCGGCCGUCACUCGAUGCCUGCGCACUUUCGCAGAGCGUCUAACAGAUCUUACAAAUAUUCUCCAGAGGAUGCAUGAGAGCUGCGACCCAACUAUCUUUUAUCACCGUAUCCGACCGUUCCUUGCUGGUAGCAAGAAUAUGGCAGAGGCUGGCCUCCCCAAUGGUGUCAUUUACGAAGAUGGUUCUGGCGAGGAGAGUUACCGACAGUACAGUGGUGGUAGCAAUGCUCAGAGCAGUUUGAUACAGUUCUUUGACAUCAUUCUCGGCAUUGAACACCGUCCUACGGGAGAGUCUCGCGACCCAUCAUCUGAUAGCGAUCGCGGUCGCGCUUCGCACCGACACAACUUCAUCAUGGAGAUGAGACGCUACAUGCCCGGACCUCAUGCUCGAUUCCUCAAUGAUGUAUCCAGCGUUGCAAACAUCCGCGAGUAUGUCGAGGAGCACCAAUCCGAUAAGCAAUUAUGUCUCGCGUACGAUGCAUGCCUGGCUAUGCUUAGUGCAUUCCGAGAUAAGCACAUCAAUAUCGUCACCCGUUACAUCAUCAACCCAUCAAAGCAAGUUCGUGCUCGCAGUCGCUCAAGGAGCCCUGAAGUGACCCGUAACAAGGUCAACCUCGCUAUCGCGUCGCGUAAAAACAGGGAUAACCAGAAGGGCACAGGUGGCACUGCAUUGAUUCCUUUCUUGAAACAAGCAAGGGACGAGACAGGCGAGCCUGCUGUUGAGGAGUGGACAAGACGCUUCAUGAAGAGGAAAAUGCAUACCGAGGGUAAGAAUGAUUUCUUCCUUGGUAAGACUCUUCCAGACAAUGUGAGCUUGACAGAAGAUGUGGAAAUCAAAGGUCUUGCUGGAUCAUGGACCAUGGACGAUGAGAUUGGUGGUAUCUGCUUAUACUGA